UUUCGCUUUCAUUUUGAUCAUGGGUCACAUUAGUAGGAAUAAUCCAACAGCAGAAGGGAUGGAGAGAAUCUGAGUGGUAUCGAUGAAAACAUAAGAUGACAGACACCAAGUUUUUUGUGUGCAGGUGCUUUUAUACGCACAAUUAUUUCUUGAAAGACUAUGACAUUCAUGUCAUUUUUGAGAAUGAACGCCAGUUUUUAAAUGACUAUGAAAUGAAUUUGAAACAAAGAGGAUGUAAUACCAAACUCAAACUGGAUCAUGUCAUGAAUCAGCUCAUGGUGGAGCAGGAGAGAAGGAAGAAUCUUGGUAGGGACUAUUUGAUGAGAAGAGAAACAAUUAAGAAAAAUUACCAACGUCUACACCCGGAAAUCUACACAUUGAAGGAAAGUUAUUUUGCUCCAGAGUUUAAGAAGUUGAUUGACCUGUGUUCAGAGUUUGAUACCACAAGUGAUAAGUUAUUUGAGCUCAUCAGUCCUACAGGAGGUGAGCGAGUGUUUUCAUUCCCUGUGUUCACUAAAGAAUUUUGUCAGCUUUUUAUGGAAGAACUUGAACAUUUUGAGAAAAGUGACUGCCCUAAGGGACGACCUAAUACAAUGAACAAAUAUGGAAUAUUAUUGAAUGAACUCGGAUUUGAUGAAGGCUUUUUAAAUCCAUUCCGAGAGAAGUAUUUGCAAAAGUUAGCCGCAAUCCUUUAUCCUGAAUGGGGAGGAUCACAGCUUGACUCGCACAAAGCCUUUAUUGUGCAGUACAAAAUGGGAGAGGACCUUGACCUUAACUAUCACUAUGACAAUGCUGAAGUGACAUUAAAUGUGUCUCUGGGUAAGACUUAUACAGGGGGCUCGCUAUAUUUUGGAAAUAUGAGGACUGUACCACUAGAAGAUACAGAGUGUUCAGAGUAUAAUCAUGAGGCUGGUAUUGGGAUCGUUCACCGAGGUCAGCACUACCAUGGAGCAUUACCUAUACACAACGGUGAGAGGUACAACCUCAUUGUUUGGAUGAGGUCGUCCAAGGUCAGGAACAACUUAUGUCCAAUGUGUGACCAUAAACCACAGCUAGUGGAGACGGUCGGAUAUGGGGAUGGGUUUACCCAGCCUACUGUCAACUUGUGCACACUUAAUUGACCUGUCAAUUAAAUUCUAACAUGUUGUCAGCAUUGACUGUGUAUAUCUCACAGUUCUGGUGAUUAUGAAUUGAUCACUCUUGUUGGCCUGGAUGGAAGUAUGCAAAGGGUCUUUCUGUGGGAGGAAACCAGAGUAUCUGGGGAAAAACCCAAGUGGUUGGGCAGAUGCUUCAUGCCUUUACAUGUUCAUUCUGUGAAUCAAACUCUGGAUACCUAGGUGUAGGGAAGUGCGUUACCUGACCAGCCAUAUAAAUUGAUUACAUUUUAUCAUGUGAUUGCCUUAUUGUUCAUGGAAUAUAUAUAUAUGUAAUAUUUUGGCUAAUACACAUGUAAAUAUAAAAUAUUGUGACAUCAAGUUUAGAUAAUAACACACUCACAGAUAGCAUUAUGAAUUAACAGUAUAAUGGAAACCAUAGAUAUACAUGCAGUGCAGAAAUAACAGAGUUUUAUGUGGAAAUGUCUGGGUUUUUUUAAAGGUGUUAUUACGGCUUUUGAAAGGCGUUAUUAUGCAAAUAAAAGUGUAAUAAUGCGAUUUUAUAUUUUUUCCCUUCCGAAUUAGGACUUUCUAGGAUUUCAUAUAUAUAGGCAAAAAUUUAUAUCGUGAAAAUUCAAAACCCAAGACAAAACCACGACUUAAGUCCUUAUUGGCUACAUCUUCGUUGAGUUUGGUGAUAAGGUUCCAACAGCCUCUAUUGGUAUAUCCAUCUGAACUUAAUUUGUCUCUCUUUGUGAAAGAGCUUGUCAAAAACAGGUUACAAAUAUAAGUCUUGGUUAUAUCAAUGCUGUUCCAUUUUCAAAGAAGUAUAUUUAAAAUGUUAAUAAGAUAUAUUCAUUAGACUUUGAUUAAAAAGAAACAUCACUUGUUUACCUUGGUGUGUACUCACAACACACGGCCUCCCAUUGAACUGUAUGAUUAUAUUUCCCAAGGCUGUCACGACUUUUUUAUUUCUAAAUAAAAUACAUUAAACAUACAGAACAAAGGGAAGUAAAGGCCCUCAUGGGAAAAUGUUGAUUUUGGCAUUAUUUAACAAAUAUUUCAGCUUCAAUAUCAAACUCGAGUCCACUUUUAUCUAUAACAAACACUUCUCAGUUAACAGUACAUGAAUACAUGUACCAGAUACAAACAGUAUACAGAGCAGGAUUUCAAAGUAAACAUGUUGAUAAAGAAUUUGUCAAAAUGUAAGAUAUUUUGUUUAUUAAUAUUGAGAUAUGGAAUAAAAUUGCACUAUACA
Ylistrum balloti is the source of this 2352-nucleotide messenger RNA. Its product is annotated as 2-oxoglutarate and iron-dependent oxygenase domain-containing protein 2-like. The transcript has 7 exons. NCBI's taxonomy places the organism in Eukaryota, Metazoa, Mollusca, Bivalvia, Pectinida, Pectinidae. The coding region runs from base 96 to 1121 and encodes 341 amino acids. Gene Ontology annotation, molecular function: iron ion binding; oxidoreductase activity, acting on paired donors, with incorporation or reduction of molecular oxygen; L-ascorbic acid binding. The record is from RefSeq and is a predicted model, not a curated record.